CAAAAAUAGUGAAACUUAAUUAAUUACAAUUCUUUAAAUGAUUUUUAAUUUAUUAAUAUAAAAUAGCUCUAAAGACGAAAAAUGAGUAUUUAGAGAAAAAUUGAGGUUAAGAGUGGAAAUCUUGAAAUAUAGAGACCGAAUUGAAGUCAAAUUCAAAUAUCAAUGGUAAAAUUAUAGCAUUUAAAACCUAAAAACUAAAUUGAAAUCAAACUCAAACUUAAGGACUAAAUGUGUAAUAUUUUAAAACCUAUGAACUAAAUAGAAACUAUACCCCAAACUUAUAGACCAAAAAGAUAUUUUUUCUUAAAAAUAAAAUAAAAAAUCAAUUUUAAAAAGGAACGGCAUAUUUUUAAGUAUUUUUCAUGAAUUAACAACGAGUAUGAAAAUACGUAGAUUUAAAUAAAAUCGAACUGAAACUUUAAGAAAUUACCAAAAGCAUAUUUGCCCUCUCAUUUUUAUAUACAAUCCACCAAGGUCCACUUGACAUGUACAGAUCAACAUAAAUUUAAAAAAUAAAAAAUAAAAUAAAAUAGUCGAAGAUUGAAAAUAAGAAUAUUACAAAUAAUUUAGAAAAUUAGGAAUAAGUUAAAAUACAUUUCUAUGCAUAAACAAUAUUUUAAAAUCAAAUCAAGCUUUUCAACUCCAUUUUAUGGAGUUACAUUACAUCAAAGCUGGCUCUUAACUAAUAAAGAAAUAUAUAUACAUAUAUAUUGAAGGGUAUAUGAAUAUAAGUAUGAUCUAAUAAUAAUGUAUAUUAUCUUAAUAUUAGUACAAACAAUUGCAAUGCACAUAUAUUGAGCCUAAGUUCUAGUUCAUCAGCCUCUCCAAACACAUCUCUCUCUAUUUCUUCUCCAUCAAAAUAUGGCUCAAAGCUAUGAGCAGGGAGAAGGGCAGCCUGCGGCGGGGCUGCGGUGGGGGAUGCGUCGGGGGAUUCAAUUUCGGAGGCGACGAAUGCCCGUGGCACGGCUCGGGGGGAAGAGAUCGGGGCGGAUCGUGGCGUGGGGGAGGAUGCUGAGGAAGAUAAGACUGAGAUGGGUGAAAGUGAAAUGCAUAGCCAUGGUGAAGAAGAUUAAAAAGUACUACACAAGCUUGAUGAAGGAUAUAAUGGAAGGAGGAGCAUAUGGGUAUGCUGCUGACUCAUAUCAACACAGGCUUCUCAUGGAGACUUCUUUUGCAAUUCCAAUUCUGGGUGUCUCUCUCUCCACUCAUUCCAGUAUUCUUGCUACAACUUCAUAAAUCUCUCUACCUUUUCAAUCUCAAAGCUUCUUCUUCAUGAUUUAGCCUCCAUUUCAUAUAUAGUUAUUAGGCUUUUUAUUUUGGAAAAUUGCAAUUCCGAAUUCUUAGUUAAAUUCUAAAAAUAAAAUCAAAAUUUAAAAACUAUGGUCUCAAUGAUUUUGUUUUGUUUUUUUUUUUAUGUUCUUGAAUUUAGGAUUAUUUUCUCUCGACUUUAAAAACACUUCAAUUUCUAAUCAAAUUCUAAAAAUAAAGUAAAACUACAUCGUUGAAAACUAUUUUUUAGUCUUUUGUUUUAGCAUGGUUUUUGAAAAUAUUAGUGAAGAUCGAGUAGUAGAUAACAAAAUAUAAAAUUUCGAGGUAAAGCUAAGGUUUAUAGCUUAAUUAUCAAAAACAAAAAACUAAGGUCCCGUUUAGUAACCAUUUCCCUUUUUGUUUUCUGCUUUUGUAAAUUAAGUCUAUUUUCUCUCUAUUUCUUAUAAUGAGUUGCAUUUUUCUUAAAUACAAUGGUUUUUAAAAGCUACUUUUUCUAAUUUUCAAUUUUUGGCUUGGUUUUUGAACCAUUGAUAAAAAGUAGAUAAGAAAGGAAGAAAUUUGGAGGUAGGAGUAGUGUUUAGAUGCUUAAUUUUCAAAAAAAAAAACUAAAUGGUUACAAAAUUGAGCUUAAAAAACUAAGGCCCUAUUUGGUAAUUAUAAGGACACGUUUGGUAAUCAUUUGGUUUUUUAUUUUUGUUUUUUAUAAAAAACCUAUUUCAUCCACAAUUUUAAGUACAAUAAUUGAGUUUUUUUUAAAGCUACUUUUGUUAGUUCUCAAAAUUUGGCUUGG
Benincasa hispida (wax gourd) is the source of this 2059-nucleotide messenger RNA. The record is from RefSeq and is a predicted model, not a curated record. NCBI's taxonomy places the organism in Eukaryota, Viridiplantae, Streptophyta, Magnoliopsida, Cucurbitales, Cucurbitaceae.